Molecule: messenger RNA, 321 nt
Organism: Aspergillus aculeatus ATCC 16872
Lineage: Eukaryota; Fungi; Ascomycota; Eurotiomycetes; Eurotiales; Aspergillaceae
Product: CVNH domain-containing protein
Exons: 2
Coding region: 1-321 (106 amino acids)
Source: RefSeq, a predicted model, not a curated record
AUGAGCUUCCACUUGAGCGCCUCGGACGUCCACAUUGAUGACAACCAUAUCUUGGUUGCGGUCCUCAGAGAUGAGGAGGGUGAGGAGCACGAAUCCACACUAAAUUUGGAUGAGUUCCUGGGAAACAACGAGGGCCGAUUCGACUGGGGUGGAAACGGCUUCUCCGGCAGUGCCCGGGAUGUGACCUUCUCCAUUGAGGGUGGUGGUGAGGUCCCAGUGCUGCGCGCCGAGCUUGCCAACUCGGAGGGCGAGUACUUCCCCGCCGACGUCAACCUGUCCGAGCACAUCGAGAACGACAACGGCAAGUUGGUUUACCAGUAG